Messenger RNA from Vigna umbellata (rice bean), 1104 nucleotides. The record is from RefSeq and is a predicted model, not a curated record. Lineage: Eukaryota; Viridiplantae; Streptophyta; Magnoliopsida; Fabales; Fabaceae.
CAUGAUGACAAGUGCAAUGCAACGGAUGCACUUGGAAAUUAACCAGUUUGUUAUUGCUUUCCUAUCUCUCUUCCCUUUCAAACAGGUUUCAUGAUCACACAAACCAUGGCUUCUCUUCUUUCUCUUCUUUCUCUUCUCAUUCCUCUUCUUGCAACUUCUUGUGUAAGUGUAGCUGUGUUUUCCUUCCAAGCUUCUCUCAAAACAACUUACAUUGAACCGUUCAGAUGCUCCUCCAUGAUCAGCACAUGCAAUGCCUCACUCUACCACAUAAGUUACAAUCACAACGCAGAUGACUUAGCCAACUUUUACUCCGUUCACCCCUCCCAAAUCAAACCUAUAAUGCGCGGCACAAAGCAAGAUUACCUUAUAACAGUGCCUUGUUCCUGCAAUAGCUCCAAUGACCUUGGCGGAUAUUUCUAUGAUACAACCUACAAGGUGAAGCCUAAUGACUCUUCUGUGGAGAUUAACAACAUUGCCUACAGUGGCCAAGCCUGGUCUAUUAACAGAGAAGUGAACCCAAACGAGGAAUUAGCAAUAAAUCUUCCUUGUGGGUGUUCAGAAAAAAAUGACUCUCAAAUUGUUGUCACGUAUACAGUUCAGCGGAGUGAUACACCCAUAUCAAUCGCUACUCUGCUAAAUGCUACCUUAGCAAACAUGGUGAGUAUGAACGAAGUUCUGGUUCAGAACCCCUCAUUCAUAGAUAUUAGUUGGGUGCUGUAUGUUCCAAGGGAACUCAAUGGUUUGCCUUCCAAUGGAAAAGAAAAGAAACACUAUAUAAUCAUUGGCAUCUUGGCGGGUGUGACAUUCUUUUCAAUUGUUACUUUGAUAAUUCUCGUUGUCGUUCUUAGGAGAUCCAGGGCCAGUGUAGCCGCAAAAAAUGAUCCAAAUAUUGUGUCUAAAAGAUCAAUUGGAAAUAGAACUAUUUCCAUAAAGGACUUUCAUGCAGAACAUAUAGAAGAUGCAACUCCAUUUGAAUCAGAAAGACCAGUAAUUUAUGCUCUAGAGGAGAUUGAAGAUGCUACAAAUAACUUUGAUGAAACGCGAAAGAUUGGAGUAGGUGGAUACGGGAGUGUGUAUUUCGGAAUGUUAGAGGAGAAGGUAUGA